AUGGCACAUCUUCUGCUCCCCUUGGCUCUUUCCCUCCUCACCACCGUUUCACUAAGUUUACCAACCACCAACAACUACUGGAGAUCCAUAAGACCAAACCCUUUUAAGUUCAGAACAGAAAAAUUCACGCACUUCCAGUUCUUUUGGCACGAUGUUCAGAGCGGUUCUAACCCCACUUCCAUCACCAUUGUUCGACAAUCACCAGUCAACACCUCCAGACCCAACGGAUUUGGCCUUGUCAACAUGAUCGAUGAUCCAUUGACAGAGAGACCUGAUAUCAAUUCGAAGUUGAUAGGGAGAGCACAAGGGAUGUAUGGGUUGGCUUCGCAAGAAGAAAUUGGGUUAUUGAUGGCGAUGAAUUUUGUGUUUAUGACAGGAAGGUAUAAUGGGAGUACUUUAACGGUGUUAGGGAGAAAUCCGGUGAUUCAGAAGGUGCGAGAGAUGCCGGUGAUAGGAGGAAGUGGGCUUUUCCGGUUUGCGAGAGGAUAUGUUCAUGCGAGCACGCAUAACCUGAAUACCACAACAGGAGAUGCCAUUGUCAAGUAUAGCGUGUAUGUAUUGCAUUAUUGA
This is a messenger RNA of Lactuca virosa, 570 nucleotides long. NCBI's taxonomy places the organism in Eukaryota, Viridiplantae, Streptophyta, Magnoliopsida, Asterales, Asteraceae. The record is from the annotation of a GenBank genome assembly.